Acanthoscelides obtectus is the source of this 312-nucleotide messenger RNA. NCBI's taxonomy places the organism in Eukaryota, Metazoa, Arthropoda, Insecta, Coleoptera, Chrysomelidae. The record is from the annotation of a GenBank genome assembly.
UGAAGUUCUAACGUCUAGGCCAUGCUGAUUAAAAGCUUGAAUGAAUCAACACUUAACUCUAAAUUCCCCACAAUUCGGGAAGCUCUACUCAAAUUGGCAACACAGCGUAUCUGCCUAUUAUUCUCAUUCGUGAUACAGGUCUGCGGUUAACGGUAGGAAAUAUGUACGAAUAGCGAUGAAAGUAGACGAGCCGAUGCUCUGUUGCCAAGAAAUGAUUUCCCAUGUAUAACAAUGGUUUUUCCUAAGGUGUAUAAUCAUCCAGAUGUGAUCUUGCUAUUCAACCAACUUUCUCCUCGGAGAUGAAAGCUACAG